AUGUCUAGGCCUAUUAAGACGACGAGAUCAAGCAAAAUAGAUAAUGCUCCGACUCCUCACAACACACCAGCGAGUGUGUUGAAGGAUUCGUAUUUGAAGAAGAAGCAACAGGAGCAGGAUCAGGAAGAUGAAUCGCAGUACAAUGAGAGUCCAUCGUUGUCGAGAAUAAACGAGAAGCUUGAAGUGUUGAACAUUGACGAGGAAAGCGAGGAUGCGGAAUUUGAUGAGGAGCAUGGGUUUGAGAAGUUGCCCAAGGCUGUGAACAACCGUAUUCUUGCUUUGAAGGCGAUCCAGUCUGAUUUGUUUGAGCUGGAAAAGAACUUCCAGCUGGAGAUGUUGGAAUUGGAGCAGAAGUACUUGCAGAAGUACGAGCCUUUGCACCAGCACCGUUUUGAGUUGAUUGCGGGUUUGAAGGAUGCUACCGAGGAGGAGAUCAAGAAGGGUCGUUCCUUGGGCGAUGCAGCAGAGAAGGGUGAGGGUGAGGAGGCUGGAGAUGAGGCCGAUGACGAGGAGACUGGAGAUUACAACCUAGACAUAGUCGGCAUUCCAUGCUUCUGGUUGACUGCGAUGGAGAACUUGCCAAUGGUGUCGCAGAACCUCACGGAGCGCGACUGCGACGUGUUGACUUACUUAUCCAACAUUACGCUCAAGUACUUGACCGAGGGCAAACCGGGCUUCCAAUUGAUAUUCACGUUCGACAAGGACAACGAAUUCUUCACCAACGAGACCUUGACCAAGACAUACUAUUACCAAUCAGAACUCGGCUACUCGGGCGACUUUAUCUACGACCAUGCGGAAGGUGAGGUCAUCCAAUGGGUGGACAACGAUCACAACGUCACGGUUACCGUGGAGAGACGAAAACAGAAGAACAAAACCACGAAGCAGAUACGUACCAUCGAGAAGCUGACUCCAGUGGAAUCGUUCUUCAACUUCUUCGACCCACCAAAGGCUCUGGACCCAGAAAACGACGACGAAGAACUCGACGAGGAGGAGGUCGCUGAGUUGGAGAGCAGACUUGCCGUGGACUAUGCUGUUGGUGAGGAAAUUAAGGACAAGUUGAUUCCAAGGGCUGUUGACUGGUUUACUGGUGCCGCUUUGGAGUUUGAGUACGGCGACGUGGAAGAAGAAGACGACGAAGAUGUCACUUCCGAGUUCCAAGACGAGGAUGAAGACGACGACGAAGAAGAAGAAGAAGAAGACGAUUUCGCUAACAAAGAUGCGCUAAAGAAGGUGCAACCUCCGGAAUGCGAGCAGUCGUGA
Kluyveromyces marxianus DMKU3-1042 is the source of this 1260-nucleotide messenger RNA. RefSeq names its product histone chaperone NAP1 (gene NAP1). The record is from RefSeq and is a predicted model, not a curated record. Gene Ontology annotation, cellular component: nucleus; chromatin. Gene Ontology annotation, molecular function: chromatin binding; histone binding. Bases 1 to 1260 code for a protein of 419 amino acids. The transcript has a single exon. Gene Ontology annotation, biological process: nucleosome assembly. Lineage: Eukaryota; Fungi; Ascomycota; Saccharomycetes; Saccharomycetales; Saccharomycetaceae.